CUAAGAUAUACAUAGUCCCAGUUCAGCCAGUAACAUUCUAUGACUAAUGUUAACAAAGUUAUUUUUCAUUGUGUUGAAAGGUUUUGUAUCAUCUCUGACCCAACUUUAUUUUUUGAAGUAUUUUAGGUUUUAAAAAGACCAGAAAUUCGAAAAAUCAUGAUGAUGAUUAUUAAAAUCAGAACUGCUUAUAAAUUAAAAGGAAAAAAAAUGAAUGAUUCAGUCUUUUGUUUUGUUUUUCUCUUCAGGUUCACUUAAACGUGCAAAAAGAUGACCGACCUCUUGAGAAGUGUUGUCACCAUCAUUGAUGUUUUCUACAAAUACACCAGCCAAGAUGAGGAAUGUGCCACACUGAGCACGGAUGAGCUAAAGGAACUUCUGGAGAAAGAGUUUCGGCCAAUUCUGAAGAACCCAGAUGAUCCAGACACAGUGGAUGUCAUUAUGCAUAUGCUGGAUCGAGAUCAUGACCGAAGAUUGGACUUUAAUGAAUUUCUUCUGAUGGUAUUCAAGCUGGCUAUGGCCUGCAACAAGGUUCUCAGCAAAGAAUACUGCAAAGCUUCAGGGUCAAAGAAGCAGAAGCAUGGGAAUUGUCACCGACACCCAGAGGAAGAAAGUGAAACAGAAGAAGAAGAUGAGGAGACAUCAGGACAGAAAUCAGGUUACAAAAAUCUAAGUAGGAGUAAGGGAAAAGAGCAUGGUUAUGGUUCUGAGGGCUCAAGGAGAACUGUGAAACACAGACAUGGGUCCAACUCCUGGAGGCUGGGGAUGCAAGACAGUUCAUCUAGCUUAGGGAACCAAGAGGAAUUUGAGAAAAGGCACCGUGGGUCUAGCUCUAGUCACUCACAGAGUAGUAGCAAAAAAAGACAUGGUUCCACCUCUGGAAAGCUAGAGGAAAGAAGAAACAACUCACAUGUUAGCCCCUCUAGGGAAUCUGGGGAGGAAUCAGAAUCUGAAUGUGAAUCUAAGAGUGGGGGAAGGAAAGGUCAUGGUGGUCUGUCAUGUGGAAUGGAAGUUAGUGGGCAUGAAUCUAACUCUACUCAGUCAAGAAGGAGUGGAGGACAACAGCUUGCAUCUAGCUCUAAAGGUUCAACAGACAAUGGAAGACAAAGCAAUGUAUGUGGUAUUAGCAAUUCAAGUGAGUGUGGAAGAACACAAAAUGUUUUUAGCGCCUGUCAGGCAGGUAGAUGUGGAGGGCAAGGAACUAAAUCUAGAUGUACUCAGUCAGGAUGUAAAUCAGGAUAUAAGGGAAGACAAAGUCACACAUGUAUCUCAGGAGGUCAAUCCUCUGGAUAUGGUCAAUGUAAGCGUAGCUCCAGUAGCCACCCUUUUUCUCAUAGAAGAUGUGAAUCUAGGGCAAGUUGUCAACCACAGAAUUGUGGAAGACAACAAGGAAUAGGAUCAAGUCAGUCUUCUUGCUAUGGACAAUAUGGGUCUGGAGCAUGUCAGUCUUCUAACUGUAGUCAACAAGCAUCUGGUUGCCGUAAACGCUCCAGGAACUCUCAUCAAACACAAUGUGUUUCAAAUGAUGAUUCUAAAUGUGGUGAACAUAGGUCUUGCUCUGGACAGUCCUCUGGUACUGGAAAGAAUGGGUGUGGCUCAGCUCACAUGACCUGUGGCCAACAUGGGUCUGGCUCAGGUCAGUACUCUGGCUAUGGCCAACAACAGUCUAAUCCAGCCAGUCAUGGCCAGGCUAGAUCUCAACAUGGACAGUCUGGAUCCUCUGGCAGAGGAAGACAGGGAUCAACCCACAGACAAUCAGGAGACUCCACCAGACACUCUCAGUCUGCCCAUGGGCAAUCUUCACACACAGGAUCCCACAGCAGUGGAAGAAGGGAAGGAAGUCACAGUGAGGUCAGUGACAGUGAAGGCCAGUCAGUAGUCUCCCAUGGACACUCAGGGUCCAGUCAUGGCCAGGCUACGUCUCAACAUGGACAGUCUGGAUCCUCUGGCAGGGGGAGACAGGGAUCAACCCACGGACAAUCAGGAGACUCCAGCAGACACUCUCAGUCUGCCCAUGGGCAAUCUUCACACUCAGGAUCCCACAGCAGUGGAAGAAGGGAAGCAAGUCACAGUGAGGUCAGUGACAGUGAAGGCCAGUCAGGAGUCCAUCAUGGACACUCAGGGUCCAGUCAUGGCCAGGCUAGAUCUCAACAUGGACAGUCUGGAUCCUCUGGCAGGGGGAGACAGGCAUCAACCCAUGGACAAUCAGGAGAUUCCAGCAGACACUCUCAGUCUGCCCAUGGGCAAUCUUCACACACAGGAUCCCACAGCAGUGGAAGAAGGGAAGCACAUCACAGUGAGGACAGUGACAGUGAAGGCCAGUCAGGAGUCUCUCAUGGACACUCAGGGUCCAGGUCCAGUCAUGGCCAGGCUAGAUCUCAACAUGGACAGUCUGGAUCCUCUGGCAGGGGGAGACAGGGAUCAACCCAUGGACAAUCAGGAGACUCCAGCAGACACUCUCAGUCUGCCCAUGGGCAAUCUUCACACACAGGAUCCCACAGCAGUGGAAGAAGGGAAGCACAUCACAGUGAGGACAGUGACAGUGAAGGCCAGUCAGGAGUCUCUCAUGGACACUCAGGGUCCAGUCAUGGCCAGGCUACAUCUCAACAUGGACAGUCUGGAUCCUCUGGCAGGGGGAGACAGGGAUCAACCCAUGGACAAUCAGGAGACUCCAGCAGACACUCUCAGUCUGCCCAUGGGCAAUCUUCACACUCAGGAUCCCACAGCAGUGGAAGAAGGGAAGCAAGUCACAGUGAGGUCAGUGACAGUGAAGGCCACUCAGGAGUCUCUCAUGGACACUCAGGGUCCAGUCAUGGCCAGGCUAGAUCUCAACAUGGACAGUCUGGAUCCUCUGGCAGAGGGAGACAGGGAUCAACCCACGGACAAUCAGGAGACUCCAGCAGACACUCUCAGUCUGCCCAUGGGCAAUCUUCACACACAGGAUCCCACAGCAGUGGAACAAGGGAAGAAAGUCACAGUGAGGUCAGUGACAGUGAAGGCCAGUCAGGAGUCCAUCAUGGACACUCAGGGUCCAGUCAUGGCCAGGCUACAUCUCAACAUGGACAGUCUGGAUCCUCUGGCAGGGGGAGACAGGGAUCAACCCAUGGACAAUCAGGAGAUUCCAGCAGACACUCUCAGUCUGCCCAUGGGCCAUCAUCACACACAGGAUCCCACAGCAGUGGAAGAAGGGAAGCACAUCACAGUGAGGACAGUGACAGUGAAGGCCAGUCAGGAGUCUCUCAUGGACACUCAGGGUCCAGUCAUGGCCAGGCUAGAUCUCAACAUGGACAGUCUGGAUCCUCUGGCAGAGGGAGACAGGGAUCUACCCAGGGACAAUCAGGAGACUCCAGCAGACACUCUCAGUCUGCCCAUGGGCAAUCUUCACACACAGAAUCCCACAGCAGUGGAAGAAGGGAAGCAAGUCACCAUGAGGUCAGUGACAGUGAAGGCCAGUCAGGAGUCUCUCAUGGACACUCUGGGUCCAGUCAUGGCCAGGCUAGAUCUCAACAUGGACAGUCUGGAUCCUCUGGCAGAGGGAGAAAGGGAUCAACCCACGGACAAUCAGGAGACUCCAGCAGACACUCUCAGUCUGCCCAUGGGCAAUCUUCACACACAGGAUCCCACAGCAGUGGAAGAAGGGAAGCAAGUCACAGUGAGGUCAGUGACAGUGAAGGCCAGUCAGGAGUCCAUCAUGGACACUCAGGGUCCAGUCAUGGCCAGGCUAGAUCUCAACAUGGACAGUCUGGAUCCUCUGGCAGGGGGAGACAGGGAUCAACCCAUGGACAAUCAGGAGAUUCCAGCAGACACUCUCAGUCUGCCCAUGGGCCAUCUUCACACACAGGAUCCCACAGCAGUGGAAGAAGGGAAGCACAUCACAGUGAGGACAGUGACAGUGAAGGCCUGUCAGGAGUCUCUCAUGGACACUCAGGGUCCAGUCAUGGCCAGGCUACAUCUCAACAUGGACAGUCUGGAUCCUCUGGCAGGGGGAGACAGGGAUCAACCCAUGGACAAUCAGGAGACUCCAGCAGACACUCUCAGUCUGCCCAUGGGCAAUCUUCACACUCAGGAUCCCACAGCAGUGGAAGAAGGGAAGCAAGUCACCAUGAGGUCAGUGACAGUGAAGGCCAGUCAGGAGUCUCUCAUGGACACUCAGGGUCCAGUCAUGGCCAGGCUAGAUCUCAACAUGGACAGUCUGGAUCCUCUGGCAGAGGGAGACAGGGAUCAACCCACGGACAAUCAGGAGACUCCAGCAGACACUCUCAGUCUGCCCAUGGGCAAUCUUCACACACAGGAUCCCACAGCAGUGGAAGAAGGGAAGAAAGUCACAGUGAGGUCAGUGACAGUGAAGGCCAGUCAGGAGUCCAUCAUGGACACUCAGGGUCCAGUCAUGGCCAGGCUACAUCUCAACAUGGACAGUCUGGAUCCUCUGGCAGGGGGAGGCAGGGAUCAACCCAUGGACAAUCAGGAGAUUCCAGCAGACACUCUCAGUCUGCCCAUGGGCCAUCUUCACACACAGGAUCCCACAGCAGUGGAAGAAGGGAAGCACAUCACAGUGAGGACAGUGACAGUGAAGGCCAGUCAGGAGUCUCUCAUGGACACUCAGGGUCCAGUCAUGGCCAGGCUAGAUCUCAACAUGGACAGUCUGGAUCCUCUGGCAGAGGGAGACAGGGAUCAACCCACGGACAAUCAGGAGACUCCAGCAGACACUCUCAGUCUGCCCAUGGGCAAUCUUCACACACAGGAUCCCACAGCAGUGGAAGAAGGGAAGCAAGUCACAGUGAGGUCAGUGACAGUGAAGGCCAGUCAGGAGUCCAUCAUGGACACUCAGGGUCCAGUCAUGGCCAGGCUAGAUCUCAACAUGGACAGUCUGGAUCCUCUGGCAGGGGGAGACAGGGAUCAACACAUGGACAAUCAGGAGAUUCCAGCAGACACUCUCAGUCUGCCCAUGGGCCAUCUUCACACACAGGAUCCCAC
Phyllostomus discolor (pale spear-nosed bat) is the source of this 4971-nucleotide messenger RNA. RefSeq names its product filaggrin-2-like. NCBI's taxonomy places the organism in Eukaryota, Metazoa, Chordata, Mammalia, Chiroptera, Phyllostomidae. The transcript has 4 exons. The annotation marks the transcript as partial. Gene Ontology annotation, cellular component: nucleus; keratohyalin granule; cornified envelope. The record is from RefSeq and is a predicted model, not a curated record. Gene Ontology annotation, biological process: establishment of skin barrier. Gene Ontology annotation, molecular function: calcium ion binding; structural molecule activity; transition metal ion binding.